AUGCCCCGCUAUAAUCCUCCCCAGGGCCUUCGCCGCCCUAAUCUCCAUCUCUACCUCCCCCACAAGACCAGCACCUGCCCUGAAGGAUUCAAAUGCUGUGGUAACAGCUGUUGCCAAGAGUAUGAGAUCUUCUCCAAUCCCUUGAGGAUCUUCAGCAUCAUUUUCCUGAUGGUCCUGCUCUUCCUGUCCAUCUGUGGCCUGGCCAAGUACUUCUGUGGAAACUGCAGAAAGUCAGAGCCGGGCCCUUUGACUGAGCACCAGGAGCCCCCAGCACUGCCCUCCAGCACCUUCCCACAGCUGGCCAGGACGUUGACCUGUGAUGCCCCACCGCCCUACAGUGAGAUUAUUCAGAUGCCUGUCCUGGGCCUGCCCCCCUCGGAGCCACCCCCUCCCUACAGUUUCAGACCUGAAGAACAUUCUGGGGUCCAGAGAGGCAUUGACAACCCAGCCUUCUGA
Chrysochloris asiatica (Cape golden mole) is the source of this 456-nucleotide messenger RNA. RefSeq names its product transmembrane protein 92 (gene TMEM92). Lineage: Eukaryota; Metazoa; Chordata; Mammalia; Afrosoricida; Chrysochloridae. Gene Ontology annotation, cellular component: nucleoplasm. The transcript is spliced from 4 exons. The coding region runs from base 1 to 456 and encodes 151 amino acids. The record is from RefSeq and is a predicted model, not a curated record.